AUGUUAGGAGCUCUAGCUCUAGCCACAAAAAUAGGAACUCUUCCAUUGGCCUUUCUAAUCUUUCAAAGGCUGCAUAAAAUGAAAACAGCUUCGGAUUGUACUCACCUCGACUACUAUCCGCCAUGUAGCAAAGAUAUUUAUUUCAAUGAUUUGGAAUUAAGCGGUUGUAAUUGUUUACAUGCUUGUGUUCAAUCAACACAUAUGGUCACUGUCACUUCUUUAGAGAAACCGAGUGAUGACAAGACAAUUUCAUUACGUAUUUUCUUUGGCAAUUCUUUAGUAACAGAAAUUGUUCAGAAAAGUUUGCACAAUAUGGAGGCUUUCUUGGCUAAUAUUGGUGGAAUCAUUGGUUUAUUUCUUGGGUUCAGUGUGGUUUCUCUGAUAGAAAUCAUUGAACUCUUUGCCCUUUUUAUGGCCAAAAAGUGUACCAAAUCUCGUAUUGGCAAUCCCACUUAA
Molecule: messenger RNA, 456 nt
Organism: Lottia gigantea (owl limpet)
Lineage: Eukaryota; Metazoa; Mollusca; Gastropoda; Lottiidae
Exons: 4
Coding region: 1-456 (151 amino acids)
Biological process (GO): sodium ion transmembrane transport
Cellular component (GO): membrane
Molecular function (GO): ligand-gated sodium channel activity
Source: RefSeq, a predicted model, not a curated record